Molecule: messenger RNA, 2088 nt
Organism: Triticum dicoccoides
Lineage: Eukaryota; Viridiplantae; Streptophyta; Magnoliopsida; Poales; Poaceae
Exons: 3
Coding region: 1112-1804 (230 amino acids)
Source: RefSeq, a predicted model, not a curated record
GAGUCCGACGAUGAGAGCAUGAGGUCCAAGAGAAAGAGACACAGACCCGGUUUCGACCCCUGGCACGAGGUUGCAUGCAAGUCCGCCCAGAGUCUCAUGGCUUUCCUUGUGGCAUACUUCGGAUGCAUCAACGAGGCACAGGCCUUCCGCUACCUCUACAGGGCCGGCGCCAAUCUCCUCCUCGCCGUCAUGCUCGUCUAGCACGACCUCUACCAUACCAAGGAGGAGGCACUGGACCCUGAAUCCGACAGGACCAAGGCCACCCUUGAGUGGGCGGCCACCAACGCAGGCCACUGUUCGCCCGCCACCAUUGCUCAGGUCAUGGCAAUCCAGCUCAAACAGGGCGACCUCGACCUCUUCAACAGGCAUCUGUUUUCGGCCAAUGACCCUCUCACGGCUGAGGAUGCCCAGGAAAUCCACCGUGGGUUGCACAUGAUGAUGACCCCGAUGUGUGUUGCCAACAUUAGCAACACCAAAGAUGGGCUGGUUGUCCAUGCCCGCCACAACCUCGACGAUGGCGCUAUCUGGUCCGAGACAAAGCCCCUUGUCUCUUCUAGUGCAGCAGCUCACACCAGGAUCACCUCCACCACCUUCCGCUGCGAUGGGACCGCCAUCUCGUCUCUGCAGUCCGGACUGCCUAGCAAGCUGCAAGAUUGCCUGACGAUAGCAAAUUUCCAGAAACACUUUCUCAUCGCCUCGUGCGGUGGCGACAACUGCGAUUACCUGCAGUCUCUCAAGAUGUACCUCUAUGGCAUGAUUCACAACCUGUACGUCCAGGCCUUCAAGAUGCUGCACGCACCCUCGGGCUCCAUCAUGCGCAGCAUCCUCAUGGCCGGCCAUUGCUAUGGCCCCUGUGACCCUCUCUCCAACAUCAUCAUUAACUCAGUCUGGCAUCAGACGUGUGGCUCCGUUCUCCCGGCUUCUGACCGCAUGAUGUUGAAAGAGUACAAUGACAUCCUGGACCCCCUAUCUCUGCUCCGCCUAGUUGUCCGUUCCCUCGAGGGGCUUGCAAACCUUGCUUUGUCCGGAAGGCCGAAAACGCCUGGUCUCACAUAUAACCAAUGCGCAAACUAGUGGUGGUGUGUUGUGCGUCGAUGACAUCAGAUUUCUUAUGUCGGCCUUGUGGUCCAAGUUCAAAGAAACAUCCAGACCUCAAACUAGUGGCACCAUGCAAGCUCCUGCUCCUGAACUUAGUGUAGAGGCCUUGAGGCGGGUAUCAAGCGUGAGAUCACAGUAUGAGCAUUGGAGGAGCUGGCUGCGUUCAAAGAUUGAACAGGUGCUCAAGGAUUAUACGGACCAUCAUUUUUGGGGACCAAAGUAUGAACUUGAUUUUAUAAUUGGUAUGGAUCAAAGACAGGAAGGCUGCGCCCCCUUCACUGAUACGUGCUACCUAGUGAACUUCAUGGCAACUUGUGAUGAGAAUGUUCUGAGGACCCUAUUUUACGCCGAGUUGUGGUACGCAACACGCAAGCCAAGGACAGCGGCAUUCUGCUGCCCUCUGCCCUAUGCAUAUGCGGGACGUUGCUACUAUGACAUGAUUUCCGCAAGGAAGAUUGUGUAUCCAGAUGACGCCAAGUACAUCAGUGACGACAAUAUCACCCAUAAGGGAACCCGCAGCGUGGAUGACAUGCUAGAGAUGGACCUCGUGCACUUCAGUUCCGAGUUGGACGUGGAGCUCGCGCGGAAUUUGAACAUGUCGGAUUCACAGGAUGAGCCGAAUGAGCCCAGUUCAGAUUCAUGGGCGCCGGAUGAGAGCAGUCCCGAUUCAGAUUCAGAGGAUGAGUUUGUGUCUCUGGAUGAGUGAGUCUUCUCUCCUCCGUGGACACGGCUAGAUAGGAGUGUGUGAUGCUAUCAGCUGUGAAGUGAGACCAUAUAUGAUGCUUCCUGCUGUGUGUGUUAUGAUGUCCUAAUUAAUUAGCGAGCAUUCUGCCAUCAGCAAGUGGAUGACAUUGCGCUGUGACAUUCUGUACUUUAGCACGUUUGGUUUCCAUAAACUAGCUAGCUGCUACUACUGUUAUGCGUCGCUGCCUUAAUUUGUUCACUGCUUGGCCUUGUUAAAUGCGCUAUUCUUCAGUCGUUGGAUUCACA